AUGACUAUCUUUAAAUUCAAUUUCAAAAAACAUUUUUAAUAAGGAUUGCAAUCAAUUAAUUCUUAGAAAAAAUAAUUGAAUAAGUUGAUUUCUAUUGUACUAUAGGAUCAAGAUAGCACAACAUCAUUUGAAUUAAAUUUUAUGAUUGUUUAGAUUAAACUAAUAUUGUUAUAACCAAAGGUGCCAAUGAUUGCAAUUUAAAAAUGGAUAUUUUUGAAGAAUUUAAAACCUAAAAUCUGUAUGCUGAUUUAGAUAUUUCUAGUAUUUCUAAAUAUUCAUCCUUUUCUUUUCUAUUUUAAAUCAAAAUGGAGACCAUUUAAGAUUAAUAUAUAAAGUUGGUUAAUAGGAUUGUGA
Paramecium sonneborni is the source of this 354-nucleotide messenger RNA. NCBI's taxonomy places the organism in Eukaryota, Ciliophora, Oligohymenophorea, Peniculida, Parameciidae. The record is from the annotation of a GenBank genome assembly.